Messenger RNA from Ostrinia nubilalis (European corn borer), 4030 nucleotides. It is a transcript of the gene Tango1, whose product is annotated as transport and Golgi organization protein 1-like. The record is from RefSeq and is a predicted model, not a curated record. Gene Ontology annotation, biological process: endoplasmic reticulum to Golgi vesicle-mediated transport; protein secretion; vesicle cargo loading. Gene Ontology annotation, cellular component: endoplasmic reticulum exit site; endoplasmic reticulum membrane. Bases 93 to 3803 code for a protein of 1236 amino acids. The transcript is spliced from 15 exons. Gene Ontology annotation, molecular function: protein binding. Lineage: Eukaryota; Metazoa; Arthropoda; Insecta; Lepidoptera; Crambidae.
AUGUCAUUCAACGACCGAACGAUCGACUUGACAGAUGAUGUGGCCCAACGUCUUGUGAAUAUUCUAAUAAUUUUAAUUUAAUAGAAUGCAAAAUGCUUAUAUUUAAAUUUAUUUCUGUUUCUUUAUUAAUAUCCAUGUACCAAUGCCGAGUACCAGACAAAGUUUAUUGUGUCAAUGAAAAAUGUUCAGACCCUAUAUCGAAAGCGAGGACGCUAUUGUCUUACACAAGUGCCGAUCCAGACCUUAUAUCUUUUCGUGGGAACGCCGAGGCCGUGGUGUACAUGAAAUCAGCUGGGUCUAACCCAGAUUUGUGGUAUGCUACUAUCAACGGAAAAACGGGCUUUGUAAACUCCCAGUUUCUAAGAGAACAUAAAGUAAUACAAAAAACUGCUCAACUGAGGGUAUUUCCUUUAGAAUAUAGGAGGAAUACUCAGCCUGAUCUACAGCCUAAUAAAGUGCAACAAGCACAUGAAGUUAUAGAAGGAACAACAAUUUUUACUACUGAAUCUGGGGAUGCAACUACACAAGCGGAGAGUUUUACUGAGCCCCCUGCUCCUUCCAACAGUGAUAAUGUUACUCCAUCCCUUUCUGAUUCAGUGCAGGAAACUCCGAACAGUGAUAAAAUAGAAGAAAAUGUAGCUAGAGAAGAGUCCAAUGCUAGUGGUGAACUUAAUGAGAAUAUCCCCAGUAAUCUGCCAAGUGAACCUCAAGAAACAUCACAGUUGCAAAAUGAUGAAAGUAGUGUUAGUUCAACUGAAGCUAGUGUACAAAAUCCUCCAGAAAAUGAAGUGCCUCAAGAAAGUAAUAGUGAGAAAGAACCACAGGAACCGCAGCCACCACAAGUGCCCAAUGAAGAACCAGCCCCUACUGAAGUUUCUGAGACUAUUGCCAAUGGUGAGGACUCCAGCAGUCAAAACGUAGAAGCAACUGAGAAACAAGAUGUCCAAGAAGAAAUUAAAUCUGGCAAUGAAAAUAUUGCAGAACAAAACACGCCAAACCCCACUGACACUGCCACAGAAAUCAAUCAACUUGCUCCGGAAACAACAACGGAGACUAAAACUGUGCCUGAAACAACAAGUGAGACUACAAUUAAUAAUGUGAUUGUUGCCAAUCCUGACCUCCCAGAAGUCAUUGAAACUAAGGAUGAAAAUAGUUUAUUUGGUAGUUUCUUCAGCCAAGAAAACACUGACAACUCAAAUGGUGCCAGUUCUACACCUUCUCCUAUUGUAGAAGAAACUCCGUCUACAACGGAAACUGAUAAUGUAAACACUGACCAGACCACACCUCGUCCGUUACAACAAGAAACUUCACCGAGUCCUGCUGUUAUACCACCUAGCUUUCCAGAUAUGGCCAACAAUAUCUACAAUUAUCCACCUAUUCUAGCUCCCCCUUCAGUAGCAAAUGAAAUACCAACUAACAAUAAUAAUAUUAAUAGUCAGUCAGCAAGUGUACCAGAAAGCAGUGUGUAUACAUACACCACACAGCCACCUGUAGAAGAACCAAGCACCAAUGUCAACAGUUAUACGACCAGUGAACCUGAUGUUUCUACUGAAAUUCCAUACAGUGAACCGGCUGUAAAUACUGCCGACAACCCCUCACAAAGUCAAUCUUCAUCUGAACAAACUGAAGAGGCUUCUGAACCACCACCGCCUGAUUACAGCACAAUGUCUACUGAUGCUUUAAUCGAUGAUAUAUUUACUUCAACCACUGAAAGUCCAACACCUGCAGAAGAAAAUGGGGAAGGCAUUUUAUCAAACAUUUACACAACUAUAUCAGACCUCUGGCCAAGUAGCACAGAGGCACCGGCCACAGAAAGUUUAUUUAAUACUGAAUACAGUUCUGUGAGUGAAAAGAAGGUUGAUGAAGGCUUUUCAUUCAUCAAUUUUAUAAUGAGCGGCAUAAUGGGAUCAAAACCUGAAUCACAUGCAGUUUUUAUGUCUGGAGGCGAGUCCUGUUUCUCAGAAGAUUACUGCGAUGGCACGUCCAACACCGGCAACAGACUGCUUACGUUCCUUUUAACAACAGCUACUUCCGUGCUGCUCUUCACCCUAGGCUACUACUACAUAGACAACAAGAGGCAAGAUGGGAAACUCAUUGGCACCAUCAAUUCGCUACAAAGGGAUUUACUUUUUACCAGUAAGGAGUGUGAGAUCCUCAAAGAGGAGCUUGCGACUACUAAAAGCAAGCUGGCCGGCAUCGAAGACAGUUCCUUCGGGAAGGACGAUAUGGUGCAAUCUCUGAGGGAAGAGAUCGACGAGCUGAAGGCACAGAACGAGAGGCUGCGUAGAUCGUUGGACGACAACGAGAAACUGCUUAGAGUCUCCGAGAAUACGGCCGGCGAGCUGCAGAAUACCCUUGGGGAGGUCGAGAAUACUCUCAGUGAGCUCUUGGGUGAGAGAGCUAACUCUGAAGAGCAGAUUGCUGAAUUGAACGGUAAAGUGCAGGCCUUUGAAGAGGAGUUGAUUUCAGUCAGUAGAGAAAGAGAUAACUAUCAGCUCAAGUAUGUGUCGGCGGAGACAGCGCUAGAGGAGGCGAAGAAACAAAACGUUAAACUGGAAGAACUAACGCAAAAGUUAUCAGAGUCUAACAAUACGAUUGAAUUGCAGAAGCAUGAAAUCACUGCUCUCAAAGAAGCAUUAAAAGACGUGAAAAAUGGACUUUCCCCCAAUAUGGACGUGUCGUCGCUAAUAGACCACACCGAAAUCAAAGCUAAACUAGCCAAAGCGUUGGAAGAGAAGCAGUCAUUUGAAAAGAAAUUUGAGGUGGAAUACAAAGAAAGGAAGCGACUGAGUGACGAGCUAAGUGUAACUCAAGAAUCGCUCCAAACAACUAGCCAGCAGGCAACCGAGGCGUUGACGAGGCUGGAAGUGCUUGGGAAAUACUUCCAGGAAAGAGAAACUGAACUUAUGAAAGAGUUGAGCACCAAAGAAUCCCUUUGGCUAAGCAAGCAGGGUGAAUCUGCGAGCACCGUAGAGAAAAUUGAACUUCUACAGCAGGAGGUUCAAAGGCAUAAAGAAAAAUGCGACGCGCUAGCCCUAGAGCUUGCAGAACAAGAGUCUAUGCGUCGCACAGCAGUGGGCGAGGUAGAGGCGCGUGCGCACUCCGCUUGGCUAGAGGCCCGAGCGGCUAGGAGAGAAGCCGAUGCGGCGAGAGAUGAGGCCGCAACGCUGCGAAGAAAGCUGGCCUCUGUGGCCGCACCUGGGGCCGCCUCCCCACAUCACAAAGUAGCGUCACCACUAGACGCCACGGACAACGUGCCGCCGCCGCUGCCGCCGCUAGCGUUCCUGCCGCCGCCGCUCCUGCCGCCGCUGCCGCGCGCGCCGCCGCCGCUGCUGCCGCCGCUACCGCGCCCGCCGCCGCUGGGACGGCUGCCUUCACCACACCCGCCGAGAUACGGCGACAGGCGUUACUCGCCCGACAGUAGAUACUCGCCAGAGAGCAGAUACUCGCCCGAGACAGUGCGCUACUCGCCCGACAGCCGCUACUCGCCGCUGUACCACUACUCGCCCGAAGGCAGAUACUCGCCCGAGACAGUGCGCUACUCGCCCGACAUGCGCUACUCGCCCGACAGCCGCUACUCGCCGCGCUCGAGGCGCUCGCCCUACUCGCCGCGCUCGCGGAGACGCUCCAGCAGAGACAGGUACUCGGACGGGCGCGGGUCGCGGUCACGCAACGGGCCGGCCGACACGGAGACGGAGUACAACUCCGACAGUCCCACGCGCGAGCCGCGCCGCCGCCGCCGUUACUCCAGGCAUGAUGGUCCAAGCUCAGGGUCGGGAUGCUCAUCGGAAUCGGAUAAAUGAGAAUCAUAGUGUUCGUUAGGUUACUGUAAUGAUCUAAUAUUGUUGAGGCCAAAACUAAACUCGGCGGGGAUUAGCUGGUAACGAGACGUUAACAAUCACAACGGAAUUGGUAACAGUAGACGACUGCUUUAAACACUGUUAUUAUAAAUAGAAGCACUAGAAACAAAUUAAGCAGAGCAGAGAAAUAUGUACGCUGCAGCUCAGAAAUAAAUGAAUUAGCAAAAAGA